Spodoptera exigua (beet armyworm) is the source of this 3743-nucleotide messenger RNA. Lineage: Eukaryota; Metazoa; Arthropoda; Insecta; Lepidoptera; Noctuidae. The record is from the annotation of a GenBank genome assembly.
CGCGGUAAUACCAACAGGUUUUUUGCUAUAAUACGCCGGCGUCUAUUUGUGUAUCGCUUUAUAAAAGCAAGCGGCUGCAGAACAAAAACAUAGUGAGUGAGAAGCUUCACAAUGAUGGAGCUCACCUGUGCCUUCGUACUUUUAUCGGCGAGCUUAGUGUGUGCAUCCCCUUAUGGAUAUGGGGUCAAGGGUGGAGCAUCCGCGAGAGCUGAUUCUAGUGCUGCCGCUGGAGCUUUUGGCAUACCGGUUGCAGUGCCAUUAGGAGCUAGCUAUUCAGGAAGUUUUUCUAAAUCGGCUUCAUCUAGUUCAUCUUCCUCGAGUUCUAGUUCAAGUUCAAGUUCUAGCUCAUUUACCUAUAGUGGCUCCGGAGCUGGUGGUUUUGGAUUGAAUGGUGGAGUUCAUGGGGGCGGAGAUUGCUCGUCUGGUCACUGUCAGACUAGCGGUAAUAAUGACAUACAGGCGACCCAGGGGUCUGCCGCUCAUGGAUAUAAUGCUGCUAAUACAGCGGCCGCAGCAGCGGGAGGUACACCAGAGCUAGGAUGCCAGGGACCUAGUUGUCAUGACAAUACUGAAAAAUGUGCACCAGGGCAAUGUAAACCACAAUCUGAGUCUGGAACUGGAAUAGGAGCCAACAAAUGCUCAUCCGGUCAAUGUGUUUCUUCUGCAGGAAAUUCCUCGCCAUCGGGAUACGACUCAAAUGACAUCCAUGUGGCCAAUGGUGCUUCGAAAUCUGCUCACAACAACAAAGAUUAUUCUGUUGACAAAACAUCUAUACCUUCUCAUGGUGCCGAUUCAGGUUGCUCUCAGGGAAAGUGUGGUGCAUCUGGACCUUCAAGUCCCGCCUCUAGUUACUAUAAUCAUGGGUCAGAAAAUUCAAAUUAUGGAUUGGGUGCGUCUAACACACAAGGUACAACUAAUGCGGAUUUUGACGUUAACAUACAUCCCCAGAAACCUUCAACAUCUUUAGAAACUCCUAAAUUUGGAGAAAAGUGUACCUCAGGAAAUUGCAACGCUGAACCAGGAAAGCCAAUCCACGAAAGUUCGCCGUCCAGUUACAACGUGCCAAUACAUGGGUCAUACAAUCAACCUGACUCAAAAUCUCCUUGUGAUGGCGGUAAUUGUCAGAACCAGCCAAAGAAUACACAAGCUACCGCAUACGAAAAUUCACUAUCCACGAACGUGAACCAACAACAUGGACUUCAUACCGACAAUUAUGUAACGUCAGGCCCCUCAUCUUUAAACAGUCCUAGUUCAACCAAUUGUGGAGGAUCAAGUUGUUUUGGGAAACCAAACAGUCAGGUACCUAACGGCCCUUCAUUUUCUUUAAGCCCCAUCUCUAAUUUUGGACAACCACCGUCGAACACUCCUGUCCUAAGCGGAACAGCCUGUAAGACACCAAAUUGCAACCCUCAUUCAUCAACUCCAGCAUUUACAUCAGCAUCUAACGUAGCACCUGGACAUGGACAUGGUAAACCAUCUGAAACAAAACCAUCAAAUGACGAGCUGCCGGCAUAUACAGGAGGUUUCGGAGGUCCAGCUGGUAUAUUAAAUCCUAAUGAGUUUAAUGUUCCAUCACCAGCUAUUAACCCAAGUCACGGACAUGCUAGUACAGGACACGAUGGGAAACCAUCAGGAAGUAUUCCGACCGGCUGUAGUUUACCUAGUUGCUCUGGAUCCCCUUCUGCUUCUGGAUCUAAUGUGCCGACAGGUAGUUAUAACCACCAACCUACCGACAAAUUGCCAACAUAUACAGGUGGUUUCGGUGGUCCCGUUGGAAUGCUGAAACCAAAUGAAUUUGAUACUCAUACAGCAAUUACUAAUGCAAAUUAUGCACACCCUGGGAGCGCGUCAUAUAAUACACCACAACCAGGUAACGUUGGUGUAACAGGUUGUAAAACAGCAGCUUGUGGUGGAUAUUCACCUACCGCGAGUGCUUCAACUGGAGCAACAGCACCAUCUGGAUAUUUUGGCUCAACGAAACCAAUCACUGGUGCAAGUGCAUCUAGCGAGAAACUACCAUCUUAUACUGGCGGAUUUGGAGGCCCUGAAGGAGUAUUUACCCCUAAUCAACACGAUUCUCAUGUAACUGGACCUAGUAGCCCUAGUUAUACCCCUACAGGUUCUUACAAUAAUCCUACCUCCGUUGGCAUUACUGGCGGUUGCACAACACCGAACUGCUAUCCUUCUGGGGCAACUACCGCUGCAGGUAAUGCCCAAACUGAAGUAUUUGGAGUCACAAAACCAAGUUUCGGUUCUCACACCUCAAGUGGAACAUAUCCUUCUAUUCAUACAACCGGUAACGGUAAACUUCCCGAAGUGCAUGGUUCGAAUGGAAUCAGCUCUCCUGCCUCCACAGCGACUUAUACUCAAACAUCACCGUCUUCUGGCCAUUCGCCUAAUUGUAAAACAGGAAAUUGUGCCGUUUAUCCCGCAAGCGGUUCGUCGCCUGGACAAAAUGUGCAUCCUGGAUCAACUAGUUUAACCAAGCCCAAUACAGGUGUACACCCUACUGGUCCAUCACAACCUCAACACACGGCCGGAUUCAUUGGUGCAGCUAAACCUGUUGACCACAAUUACGAUAUCCCUUCCACUGGCAGCGGAUCAUUUAACUGUAAAACAUCUAACUGCGUAAAUUCACCUACGGCUAGUGGUACUGUGACAUCUGGAGCGAAUAGUCAGUAUGAAGCUAACGCUCAAUCUGGAGCUAACGCUCAAUCUGGAAUUAAUGCUCAGUUUGGAUCUGUGUCUGGUGUUAAACCUGAAAGUGAUAAAAAACCAAUCUACACUGGCGGUUUUGGCGGAGCAUCAGGUUUACUGAAACCUAAUGAAUUUAAGGUGCCAGCUGUUAACCCUGUACUUAAUGAUAAUAAACCAAUCGUAAGUACUGCACCUACUGCUUGCUCAUCCGGAAACUGCAGCCCUCACGCUACCCACACUACAGCUACACCUUCACAUAGCGGUGCUGCAAACGGAGUUCAUGCUUCAGCAGCAGCUGCUGCAGACGCUCACGCCGUUGUAUACACUGGAGGAUUUGGAGGACCCCCUGGUGUUCUUCAGCCAUAUGAUGAUGGGAAAAUUGGACCAUUACCCACAACUGGAGGACACUUAUCUCUAACAAGCGGGCCACACGGAGAUUCUCACAAUGUUAACGGUAAUUCACCACACGGUAUGAGUUCCGUAGGUUACAAUGCCCCAACGGCAGCUACAGGAGGUCCAGGAUCUCCAGGGGUUCAUGGAAGUACAGAUUUACAUGCUGGCAGCAUCGCCAGUUCUACGGCAUUUGCGGGAGCUGCUUCAGGCGCCACAGCAGGAUCAUAUGGACAAAAUACGCAUGGGUCAUACAAUCACGGAGGAAAUGUUAAGGGCGGUAGUCCGUGCGGCGGCGGCUGCGGUGGAUCAGGUAGAGGGUCACAUAAUGGUGGUGCAUCUUUUGACUUCAAUCGUGGACAACAUGGGUUUCCUAAAUUCGGAUUCUCCGAUGGAUUGAGCGGAGUUGGAAGUUUGUCAGCUGCGACAGCAAAAAGUCUUGCUAGCGCUUUCGGAGCGGGAGGCAGCAUUGCCGGAAGUUCCGCAAGUGCACAUUCUUCCGCUGGUGCUUACACUAAAGGAGGUUAUGGAAAGCGAUAAAUGGCGAAUUACCUAAGUACUUAGUAUUGUUAUGAAAACGAAGACUUAUUUAAUUUUACUUAAUAUUUUAGAAACGAUAGUCGAUAAAUGUCGUGAUAACAAUGUGAUAAACAAAC